Messenger RNA from Neltuma alba, 1856 nucleotides. Its product is annotated as serine/threonine-protein kinase AFC2. The record is from RefSeq and is a predicted model, not a curated record. Lineage: Eukaryota; Viridiplantae; Streptophyta; Magnoliopsida; Fabales; Fabaceae. Gene Ontology annotation, biological process: protein phosphorylation. The transcript has 12 exons. The coding region runs from base 195 to 1493 and encodes 432 amino acids. Gene Ontology annotation, cellular component: nucleus. Gene Ontology annotation, molecular function: protein serine/threonine kinase activity; ATP binding.
AGGCUCACAGGUGUAAUGAGUGUAUGCAGAAAGAAACGAACGGUCUAGAUUAACAACGGACAGGAAAGCUGGAAAAUCAGCAAUGUGCUGGCGUCGCUUGAACCUGAUUCUCCAGCUCUGAACUAGUUGAUUUCAAUCCUUUCCUAACAUACGAAUCGAUCAAUCAACCCACUGAGAUUAGGGGUGACUAUCGGAUGGAGAUGGACUACGUGACCGGGUUUCCUCACUCUCACGUGGAUCGGCGUCCCAGGAAAAGGGCCAAAUUAGCUUGGGAAUUUCCUCAAACCCACUCCAAGGCUUAUUCAGGGAUGUGUUAUGGACAAGAGGUUGCAAAUAUGACAAACUUUGGAGCAACAAGGAUGCUCCCUGAACACGCUGGCCUAUUUGUGAAGGGGUUGGCUGAAAAGAGUUCUCCCCCAUGGAGAGAUGACGACAAAGAUGGACAUUACGUAUUUGCACUUGGUGACAAUUUAACACCCCGAUAUAAGAUCCUCCGAAAAAUUGGUGAAGGUACUUUCGGUCAGGUUCUGGAAUGUUGGGAUAGAGAAAUGAGGGUGCUGGUGGCUAUAAAGGUUGUUCGAAGUAUUAAGAAAUACCGUGAAGCAGCAAUGGUAGAAGUUGAUGUGCUUCAGUUACUUGGGAAGUAUGACAGGAUUGGGAGUCGCUGUGUUCAAAUACGGAACUGGUUUGACUAUCGUAACCAUAUCUGUAUUGUAUUUGAGAUGCUUGGACCAAGCUUAUAUGAUUUUCUACGGAAGAACAAUUAUCGCCCAUUUCCAGUUGAUCUUGUCCGUGAGCUAGGCAGACAACUGUUGGAAUGUGUAGCAUUUAUGCAUGAUUUGCGUCUCAUCCACACCGACUUGAAACCUGAGAACAUACUUUUUGUUUCCCCAGAAUAUGUAAAAGUACCUGACUACAAGGUUACAUCUCGGACACCAAAAGAGGGAACCUUUUAUAAGAGACUGCCAAAGUCAAGUGCUAUCAAGGUCAUUGAUUUUGGCAGCACAGCCUAUGAGCACCAAGAUCACAAUUACAUUGUCUCUACUAGGCAUUAUCGGGCACCUGAGGUUAUUCUUGGACUUGGGUGGAGUUUCCCUUGUGACAUAUGGAGUGUUGGAUGCAUUUUGGUAGAGUUAUGCUCGGGAGAGGCCUUGUUUCAGACGCAUGAGAAUUUAGAGCACCUAGCUAUGAUGGAGAGGGUUUUAGGCCCAAUGCCUGUGCACAUGUUGAAAAGAGCAGACCGGCAUGCAGAGAAGUUUGUCAGAAGGAGUAGACUGAACUGGCCAGAGGGGGCAGUCUCUCGAGAAAGCAUCAAAGCUGUAUUGAAACUACCACGUCUUCCUAAUCUAGUAAUGCAGCAUGUGGAUCACUCUGCAGGGGAUCUGAUUGAUCUUUUGCAAGGUCUUCUUCGUUUUGAUCCCUCCAGUAGAUUGACAGCUCACGAGGCGCUCCGGCAUCCCUUCUUUACAAAGGAGCAUUACCGGAGAUUUUGAGAUAGUCCCGCCUUUUGACAUUUUAGAUGCAAUUGCGAGUGGCUGGGUUUCGUGUCUGCAAGUGUGCGGUGCUUGGUUAUAUUUGAAUGAUGAUGUGUGUCAGUUCUGUGAAUGGUGUUUUGUUGGCGCUUUGGCUUGGUGCAAGAGCAAAAGUUUUUCCUCUUCUAUCAUAGUAGUAUUUGUAGAUAAAUUUGUUAUCUGGAGAACCAUUCUCCGCGCCCAAUUUUGUACGACCAAAAUGUAUUAUAUAAGCAUUUCACUCCUCGGGUUAUGUCUUGUUUUCACGAGGUGACGUGUUUUGAGGCUUCAUUUACAGUAUUCUACUCUAGUCAUCGGCCAGUACUUUAAGUAAUACUUCAGUCA